Messenger RNA from Dimorphilus gyrociliatus, 1902 nucleotides. The record is from the annotation of a GenBank genome assembly. Lineage: Eukaryota; Metazoa; Annelida; Polychaeta; Dinophilidae.
GUCAACAUUAUACAAGAUGGCGUAGAUGCAUCUUGCGAGCUUGCGAUCGUUAAGUUUGGAUUAUUCUUCGAAAAUUUGCACAAGGAAUACAAAAUAAAUUUCAUCUGCAGAACAUUAUUAAGAUAAACAGUAUGUUUUAAGAAAUUAUCACAUUGCGGACUUAUUUAAGUCCUCGAAUUAAAUUUUAGUUCGACAUUCUAUAGUUUUCCAGAUACUAUGCCCGAAAGAAGAUCCGCGAAUACAGUAUAUGUUCAAUUCUUUUGGUCAGCAAUAAAUUCAUUAAAGAAACCAACUUUGGAAAAAAUAUUUAAAGCUGUUGCUAAAAACAUCAAGGGUAUAACUUUAGCAGAAUGCGAGGAUGAGCUACGACAAGCAGAUGCUGAAGGUUUACUGCGUUUAAACUGCGACAAUUCAGAUAAUUCUAUAUACUACUCAAAUCUUUCCGUCAACGAGGAUGUUGAUGACCGACAAACCCAUGAUUGGUACUGCUUUGAAUGUCAUACGGGAGGAGAUGUCUGCUUAUGUACUACCUGCUGGUUAGUUUAUCACAAGAGUUGCUUGCCAGUAAACUUAGCUAAGAACUUCCGUUCAGAAACAUUUAUAUGCGAUAUGUGCCUUAAAGACAAGAAAUUUCAGAAAUGUUUCGAGAGAAAGCUACUGUUGAAAAUACUGAAGUGUCUAAUUAAACCUUUGAUGAGAUUUGGAGAAGAACUAAACAGGUUGCAGUGUGAUAGUGAAGUUGACGAAAGAAUAAAAUUCAUUACAUACAAAUAUCUGGACUUGGAAGGAAUGCAAGCUAAAUUAGAGAAGAAAGAAUAUAAAACCUUUGAAUGUUUCGUUAAAGAUGUUUACCUUGUAGCGCAUAAUGUUAUGCUUAUUUGGGGUAACCAAUCAACUGUUUCUAAACAAGUUAUUAAAAUGUUAGACAAACUGCAGGAAGAAAUAGCUUUAUUGGACGCAUGUUUUGAUUGUUUCCUUAACUCCAAAUCAAAUACAAAGGAUUGGUUUUGUCUACCCUGCAGAAAGGAGCAUAAGCUAGUCUUUGCUAAAGUUCGUGGUCAUCCAUACUGGCCUGGAAAAGUGAUGAAAGAGACCGAUGUGUCCGUUGAAGUGAAAUUUUUUGGGGAGCCCCAUGAACGAGCAUUCGUUCCACAUAGCAACAUUAAAAAUGUUGAUGUUGAUAAACGAUCGUUAAAUUUAAAAAAGACGUUACACAUGGAUAAGGCUCUUGCGCAAUUAGAAAAAUGUCGAGAUUUAUGUAAGAAAGGCUUCACCUCAAAUUUUACCGAUAGCGAAGAAGAAAUUGAGGAGGAAGAAGAGGAGGGAGACGAGGAAGAUGAAGAAGAAGGCGAAGGUGAAAGAAAAAAUGACAGAGAAGAAAAUGAGGAGGAAGAGGGAAAAUGUGAAGAAGUGGAAAAACCGAAAAAGCCUCAGGGGACUGUUUUACCGUUUCUUCGAAAACGGCAGCGAAAUUCUAAUGAAGCAGAGGAGGGUAUGAAAAAAAAGAGGAGAACCUCUUUAGCUGGUUCAUCUGUAAUCAAAAUGGAACAAAGCGCAAAAGUCAGUCCAUCAUGUUCUAAUGAUACCGUAUCAGCAAGAUCAGAGAAAGAAGUUUGCCAAUGCAACAUAACUAAGGCUGAGCUUCUAAAACAGCAUAGAGAAAGUAUUAUACAAUUAAAAAAUUCAUUUGACGAAGAGAGAUUGAGGCUAAUCGAAGAGAAAAAUGCAAUCGUUGAGGAGACAAAAAGAGCAUGCGAGGAGCAGCAAUUUAUCAUUGUUGUUGGAACACAUCAUAUUGUUCAGAUGGAUGUCAGAGCUCCCAUUGGCCGUUACAUCGUAGAGUUUGUCGCCGAAAACGAUAGACCUGAUAAAAAAAAUGCUAAAAAGAAAGUGAAGAGAUAA